Molecule: messenger RNA, 1490 nt
Organism: Abrus precatorius (Indian licorice)
Lineage: Eukaryota; Viridiplantae; Streptophyta; Magnoliopsida; Fabales; Fabaceae
Exons: 9
Coding region: 176-1279 (367 amino acids)
Biological process (GO): CAAX-box protein processing
Cellular component (GO): membrane
Molecular function (GO): metalloendopeptidase activity
Source: RefSeq, a predicted model, not a curated record
UUAACCUCUCUUUUCUUCCCGGCUCAUACACAACACACGAACACAGAGAGAGACAAAGACAGAGAUACAACCCAUGCCAUCCAUUUGUUCCAACCACAGUAGCAAUCAAUGAAGAACACAAAUUCAGAAUCUGCUUCUCUUUACUCCUUCUGAGCUGAACCGUUUUCUGAAGUGAAUGGAGCUCUCUCUAACACUGACCCCUUCUUCUUCAACUUCAUCGCUUCCACCUGCACUUGCUCACUGCUCCAAGCUAAGUGAAUUUCAACCGAAGAAGAAGAGGGUACCCUUUUUCUAUGCCCCUAGACUCUCACUGCGUUGUAUUAAGGCUUCGGCGGAACGAACCGGUGACACCAUCGAUGAUGGGGAGACUCGAACCGGGUUCACCAACCCUGCCAUGGAAGUCACCACAUUCAAUCGCAGUUUCAACGACGCUGACUUUCCCGUUUGGGAAAAGAUUGGUGCUGUUGUCAGACUCAGCUAUGGAAUAGGGAUUUAUGGUGCCAUGGCUGUUGCGGGGAGUUUUAUUUGUUCGAUCACAGGAAUUGACUCUCUGGGGGGUUUCCAUUUAUCAUUAGAUGCAAUUUUGGAAGGGCUUGGAUAUGCAGCUCCUCCAAUCAUGGCUCUACUAUUUAUUCUUGAUGAUGAAGUUGUGAAGCUGUCACCCCAUGCCCGUGCCAUCAGAGAUGUAGAGGAUGAAGAACUUUGGAGCUUUUUCUAUGGGAUGUCCCCUUGGCAGUUUAUACUGAUGGUUGCUGCAAGUUCAGUGGGAGAGGAACUCUUCUACAGGGCUGCUGUUCAGGGCGCAUUAGCUGAUAUAUUCUUACGCGGCAGUAAUCUUAUAACAGAUGCUCAAGGAAUGGCGUCUUUGACAGGGGUAUUGCCUCCAUUUGUUCCAUUUGCUCAGGCAUUUGCAGCUGUCCUUACAGCUGUUCUUACUGGUUCUCUCUAUUAUGUGGCUGCAUCUCCAAAAGAUCCUACAUAUGUUGUUGCACCUGUUUUACAAUCUCGCUCUGGUCGUCAAGAUUUGAAAAAGCUGUUUGAAGCCUGGUAUGAGAAAAGGCAAAUGAAAAAAAUCUAUUCCCCGCUUCUAGAAGGACUGCUGGCCCUCUACCUAGGUUUCGAGUGGAUCCAAACAAAUAAUAUUCUUGCUCCCAUUAUCACACAUGGCAUAUACUCCACAGUAAUAUUGGGACAUGGCCUUUGGAAGAUACAUAACCACCGGCGUAGACUUCGUCAAAGAAUCCAACAGCUAAAAUUAGAAGAGAAAUCCUCCAAGUAGAUAUUGAAAAUGCCCUCCAUGACUGGUUUUGGUAGAAAAAAAUUGUAUAUGUAUAGUUGUUCGUCAUGUAAAGAGGAGAUAUGUAUACUUGUGGUAGUUUAGGUCUUGAACUUACAGAAUAUGCAAGUUUUGAUUACAGAAAUUUCGAAAUAAGCGUUGUAAUAGCCUUUUCUUUUACCCAAUAAAAUGAGAUAAUCCAAAAGUGGGAUUG